CAACCCCAAUUAAAUAUACACGUAUACUUUAAGCAAAUAGUCGAAUAUGUUAUUAAAUUCAGCUUUUUUACUGACACUUUUAUCAAUUGCACUUGCUGUUGACGAUCCAAAAGUUCAAAAAGAACGUAGUGCCAAGCUGCCACCAUGCAAGGCAUGCACAGUGUUAGUGGAUUCAUUUAAUGUGGCAUUUGAGAAAACCAAACGCGGAAAACAUGCCGGCGGCGACGCAGCCUGGGAGCAGGAGAAGCUGCGCUCGUAUAAGAACAGUGAAGUGCGCUUCGUUGAGAUACAGGAGCAGCUCUGCACGGAUGUGAAACGAGGACAAGAUCACUGCCACUCCCAAAGCAAUGACCAUGAGUCGUUAAUUGAAGACUGGUUCAUACAUAAGCAGGACGAAGAGCCAGAUUUUCAUGCCUGGCUAUGUGUAAAGCAGCUUGCGGUUUGCUGUCCGCCAAAUAGCUACGGCCCCAACUGCAAGCCAUGCACUGAAUGCAAUGGCAAUGGCAAAUGCAAAGGCGCUGGUACACGUAAAGGUAAUGGCAGUUGUUUGUGUGACAGUAGCUAUGCCGGUCUCAAUUGCAAUGAGUGUGCCGAACAGUAUUAUGAAUCCUUUCGCGAUGCUAACAAACUGCUCUGCACGCAGUGUCAUGCCGCUUGUGGAGACGGCGGCUGCUCAGCCGCAGGACCAAAGAGCUGCCGUAAAUGCAAGGAUGGCUGGCUCAUGGACACUGAAAACGGCUGUAUAGACAUUAAUGAGUGCCUGGAACAGAAACGUGCCUGCAAGCCGCAGCAGUUUUGUGUUAACAAUGAGGGCUCCUUUAGCUGUCUGGAGUGCGACCGCUCGUGUGAUGGCUGUGACGGCGAUGGUCCAGACAUGUGUAGAAAAUGUGCCGAUGGCUAUCAGCUGAAGGAUGGCAAGUGUCAAGAUGUGUCAUCUCAGCAGCGCGAUUCAUACGUUAACAUCACACGAUUUCUUACCUACUUUGGAAUGUGUGUGGCCACUUGCGUCAUCUUUCAAAGCUCCACAAAUAUCGCAUACAUUGUCGGCGGUGCGGUGGCUAUCUACAUAGCUGCAUCCGAAUACUGGUUAAAUACAACACCGCAAGGCGCUCAAAAGCCUGAAAUUGAUACAAAGCAAUUAGAGGAUUUAAUUAUGAAAUCAUUAUAAGCCUAAUUGGAAUCAUUGCUGAAGUGGGGAACCACAGCUUUAAUUUUAUUCUGUGAAUAAGCAUAAGCAGUAUUUUCUGUGUUUUAGUUUUAACAAUUAUCUGAAAUGUCAUUUCUGUACUUUGUUUUCAGCGGAAAACGAUUCAGACUAUUCGGAGGACACACGUGAUGAAUUGUAACGCACACUAUAGUCAAAUUUCAAUAAAUAUAA
Molecule: messenger RNA, 1378 nt
Organism: Drosophila busckii
Lineage: Eukaryota; Metazoa; Arthropoda; Insecta; Diptera; Drosophilidae
Gene: Creld
Product: cysteine-rich with EGF-like domain protein 2
Exons: 3
Coding region: 47-1168 (373 amino acids)
Molecular function (GO): calcium ion binding
Source: RefSeq, a predicted model, not a curated record